GUGUGUGUUAUAGUUCACCACUUUCACCCCCAUUUUCACAGCGUGAACACAUCAGAAAACCCUCCCUCCCCUCAUUUUAUCAGUUCCCAAUCACACCCAAAUCCAAUUCCAAAUCAAAAUCAAAAUCGGCAAAAAAUGGAAGGUCAUCCUAGGAGAGCCGAAGCAGAACGAUUACUCGGAAUCGCCGAGAAACUCUUGCAAGGCCAAGAUUUCAACGGCUCUCGAGACUUCGCAAUCUUAGCUCAAGAAACCGAGCCCUUAUUAGAAGGUCCCGAUCAGAUCCUGGCCGUAGCCGAAGUCCUCCUCGCCGCCCAGAAACGGAUCAACAACCACCACGACUGGUACUCCAUCCUGCAAGUCGAUCGCCGCUCCGACGACCUUGAAUCCAUCAAACGCCAGUACCGCCGCCUCGCCCUCCUCCUCCACCCUGACAAGAACAAGUUCGCCCUCGCCGACGCUGCCUUCCGCUUCGUCGCCGCCGCCUGGGCCGUCCUCUCCGAUUCCACCAAGAAAUCUAUGUACGACAAUGACCUAGGCUUGUUCUCCAAAGUCGAUUUGGUCGCUUCCAAGAAUCAGAGACCUCAUCACCACCAAUUCCAUCAGUUCCGACGCGAGCAAGAAGAUCAACCACCGCCUCCUCCGCAACAACAGCAUCAGCAGGAGUUUCCGGUGAGACGGGCGGCGGAGACGGCGGCGGCGGCGGGGAGUAGCGGUGGUAAAAAAGGCGGAGGUAGUGGAGAGGCUAAUUUCUGGACUGCGUGUCCGUACUGUUACAAUCUGUAUGAGUAUCCGAAGAGUUUGGUGGAUUGUUGUUUGAGGUGCCAGAAUUGUGAAAGGGCUUUUCACGCCGCCUCGAUCCCCUCAUUGCCGCCGCUGGUGCCGGGGAAAGAAGCGUAUUAUUGCUGUUGGGGGUUUUUUCCAUUGGGGUUUACAGUUGGUAAUGUGGAGGUUGGAAAUGUGAAGAAGAAGUUUGCAAGUGUUCCCAAACCAACGCCUCCGCCACCACAGCCGAGGCCACAGCCACCACCCCAGCCGAGGCCGCAGCCACCGCCCCAGCCCCAGCCCCAGCCCCAGCCCCAGCCCCAGCCGCAGAUGUUUCCAACAUCUGCGGUAGCGGGGCCUAGUGGUGGGGGUGGCGGGUUUGGGGAUGUUUCGAAUCCUACUCCGAUUGGAGCGGUUGGAUCGCCCCCGAAAAAGAGGGGAAGGGGCAGGCCUAGGAAGAACCCUCUACCUUAAUUGUAACUAGGGUUUGUAGAACAUCAAUUGCUUUACAAUUUUGUGGAGAUGGUAUUAAUUAGUGAAAGCAAAAGAGGUUAUUGGGAUGGGAUGGAAGUAAAUUGGAUGUUGUUGAUGAUGUUUAUGGAUGUACUACGAGAAGGGGGUUCAAAAAUCCAAUCGUGUUUGAAGUUAGGGGAGACUGAAAGCUGCUAGAGUUGGCAAGUUCAAAGAGAUCUUAUCGCAUACGGAUAGAUUAUUGCAAUGGCAAUUCCUUCUUCCAUUGUGAUUGACUUCGAUAGAUGUUCCUUAUGUGGAGACUUUUUGCAUAUGAAUAAGGUACCACCACGACAGUACCGCCCUCUUUAUGAAACGUUCUUUAUGUGAAAAUCUUUUUGCAUGGUAGGGUAGUGCCACA
Camellia sinensis is the source of this 1633-nucleotide messenger RNA. The record is from RefSeq and is a predicted model, not a curated record. NCBI's taxonomy places the organism in Eukaryota, Viridiplantae, Streptophyta, Magnoliopsida, Ericales, Theaceae.